AUGUCCGCCGAACGCCGCAUCAAAGGACUCAAAUCGCGCUACAAGAGCUUGAAGUCAUCACUCAUCCAGAUCAAAAUCUUUGUCGACGAGUAUCAGGAGGAUAGGGACUACCUCGAAGUUCCGGUUCGUCUUGAACACCUUCAGAAGCUGUGGACCGACCUGGACAGCGUCCAAAGCGAUCUAGAAAUGCAGGACGAUGAUGCUCUGGAUGAACUCUUGAAGGAGCGGAUGGCGUUCGAGUCGCUUUUCUACAAAGCAAAGGGGUUUCUUUUGGCCAUGAACAAGCAGCCUACUACGUCGAUCGCGUCUCUGGCUAGUCAUUCUCGCCACCUUCCUGCACAGUCGUCGCACAUCCGCCUGCCAGACGUCAGACUGCCUACGUUUAGUGGAAAUAUUGACACGUGGCUCAAUUUCCACGACCUUUUUGUGUCACUGGUUCAUUCCUCGGCCGAUCUCUCGAGCAUACAAAAGUUCUACUACCUGCGCUCUUCACUCGCUGGCGAUGCACUGAAACUCGUUCAGACCGUUCCGAUCAGCGCCGAGAACUACCCUAUUGCAUGGGAACUUCUGAUAAAUCACUAUCAGAACACUGCCCGACUCAAGCGCACCUACGUAGAUGCUUUAUUCGACUUCCCUUCGUUGAAGCGGGAAUCUGCGACGGAAUUGCACUCGAUGGUCGAGAAAUUUGAAUCGAACGUGAAAAUCCUGAAACAGCUCGGUGAACGCACGGAGUAUUGGGAUAUAAUCCUGAUCCGCAUGCUUAGCAUUCGACUAGACCCGACCACGAGGAGAGACUGGGAGGAGCAUUCGUCUGCGCUGGACAACGUGUCGUUCCAGGAACUGACCACCUUCAUCAAGAGGCGAGUGAUAGUAUUACAAACUAUCAAUAUGAAGGCUCCAGAAAUUCCACCCCCUGCUACGUCAAAAAGGCCUACUCAACGGCCAGUAGUCAGUAACAACGCUUCUCAGCAGUCAACCAACAGCGGUCGAAACUGCGCCGUCUGCCUCGAUCAUCAUCCGGUCUACCUUUGCCCUGCCUUUUCGAAGCUGGAUCUGGAGGGAAAGGAGAAACACGUUCGUCGCCUGCAGCUUUGCAGGAACUGCCUUCGAAAGGGUCAUCCGGUGCGGGACUGUCCAUCUUCCAGCUCUUGUCGAAGAUGCAGAGGACGUCAUCACACUCAACUCUGCUCGGGGGAAAACGUAGUCGCUGUGCACUCCAGGGCUACAGAAUCCGAACACGCGAGAUCGGUCCCCACUCCAGCGGCUGAACAUCAAACACCAAAAUCUUGUAUCAGCGCAUCUCUCAACUAUACGCCUAACUGCGCUCCAUCUGAGAGUCGUCACAAGAACGUCCUACUCGCUACUGCUAUUGUAACCUUGGUCGAUGCCAACGGGGCAGCUCAUCUCGCUCGGGCUCUUCUGGAUUCUGGGAGCGAAUGCUGUUUCGUAACGGAGUCGUUCUCGCAGUCGAUCAAGGCACCACGUCAAAAGAUCUCGCUGCCAAUCUCGGGGAUUGGGCAGUCAUCAACCUACGCGCGCUACAAAAUCGUGUCCACCAUACGUUCCAGAACGAGUGAAUACUCCGCCACCGUGGAAUUAGUGGUACUUCCGAAGGUCACAAUCGAUCUCCCAUCGUCAUCCAUAGAUCCCUCUGCAUGGAAGAUCCCUCCUGGAAUUCAGUUGGCCGAUCCGACUUUCUACCGCUCUCAUCCGAUCGACUUGAUUCUGGGCGCGGAAAUCUUUUUUGACCUCUUCACGGUGGAUGGUCGAAUCCAACUCGGAGACUCGUCGCCAUUCCUCGUCAACUCCGUACUUGGUUGGGUGUUGUCCGGGAAAAUCUCGAACGGAACCCCAACCACUCCGAUCGUUUCCAACGUAGCCAACGUCACAACGGUCACUGAACUACAGCAUCAGAUGGAGCGAUUUUGGACCAUCGAGGAAGGCAACCCCUCAUCGUGCUAUUCGGUGGAAGAAACAGCAUGCGAGAACCACUUUCGCCAAACUGUAGCUCGCAACCUGGACGACAGGUACAUCGUUCGCCUACCACUACAAAGCAACGUACUCGAGCAGCUUGGUGAUAAUCGUUCCAACGCUAUUCGUCGGUUUCGGAUGCUCGAGAGUCGUCUGAAUCUCCAACACGAUAUCGCUGAUCAAUACACUGACUUCAUGAACGAGUACCAGUCACUUGGACACAUGCGACGCGUCACGGACUACCAGACACCGCCUGAAAACUGCUAUCAUCUCCCGCACCACGCAGUCAUUCGGGAAGAGAGUACGACCACGAAACUUCGGGUCGUAUUUGACGCAUCGGCUAAGACUUCCAACGGCCCAUCUCUGAAUGACGCCCUCCUGGUCGGUCCGAUCGUGCAGGAGGACCUCCGAAGCAUCAUCAUGCGCUCGAGGCGAAACAAGGUAAUGCUAAUUGCUGACAUUAAGCAAAUGUUCCGCCAGAUCCUGGUGGACCCACGAGACACGCCGUUACAGCGCAUCGUCUGGCGUUCUACACCGGACGCACCUCUAGACACCUUCGAACUACAAACGGUUACCUACGGCACCGCGAGCGCUCCCUUUCUAGCGACGAGAGUUCUUCAGCAGCUUGCAGACGACGAACAAAACAACUUUCCCAAGGCAGCAGAGGUUCUACGAAAGGACUUUUAUGUCGACGACCUGUUCUCGGGAGCCAACAGCGUAGAGGAAACCAUCGAACUCCGAGAACAACUUGAAGCGCUCCUGUCGAGAGGCGGAUUCCAACUCCGCAAGUGGGCCUCCAACGAACAAUCUGUUUUGUAA
Toxorhynchites rutilus septentrionalis is the source of this 2790-nucleotide messenger RNA. RefSeq lists its product as uncharacterized. Gene Ontology annotation, molecular function: nucleic acid binding; zinc ion binding. The record is from RefSeq and is a predicted model, not a curated record. Bases 1 to 2790 code for a protein of 929 amino acids. The transcript has a single exon. Lineage: Eukaryota; Metazoa; Arthropoda; Insecta; Diptera; Culicidae.